This is a messenger RNA of Wickerhamiella sorbophila, 3216 nucleotides long. Its product is annotated as Outer spore wall assembly protein SHE10. The record is from RefSeq and is a predicted model, not a curated record. The coding region runs from base 1 to 3216 and encodes 1071 amino acids. The transcript has a single exon. Lineage: Eukaryota; Fungi; Ascomycota; Dipodascomycetes; Dipodascales; Trichomonascaceae.
AUGGACAACAAUCAGUUCCAGCGGGCUAUGCCAGGGCCGCCUAUGCCCAACCUGGAUGGCCAAAAGUGGGUGUCACCACCGCAGUUCAAUGGUGCACCAGGUCAAGACCAUGAGGAAUCAUCUGGAACUCCGGAACCCCGAAGCCGUCCCAUGCGCGGACGGCCUCGCCAGUCUCGCCCGGCAGGCGCUUCGACGGGCUCGCCAAGCUCCUCGCACCCAGGCCAGCCAUCAAACGGACGUCCAAAUGUACCCAAUGCUCAGCCAAAUUCUCCGCAGGGUGCCUCUCUUCGUCCGCCGCGCCGCCCCCAGCCUCCACAGCCGCCACAGCCUGGCGGUGGUCCCUCGCCGGCGCGUCGGCAUCCGCAGCGGCCUCAACCUCCGCAGCCUCCGCAGCCCGUUGUAGGAAGCACGUUUUCUCGUUCGAAUAAAAAGAAAGGCACGUGGAAGGGCUUGUUUUUCAAGCUGUUUUUGGCAUAUUCGGCCUUUUUGCUGCUUUUCACGUGUCCACCUACGCAGCCGUUGACGGAUGAUAUGCCGUGCUUGUGCCGUAAAUUACACAACCGUAUCGACGAUUUGCGUCCCUUUUACUCACAGCAUCUGGCUCCGCACAUCAAUCCCCAGUUGGAGCGUCCAGUUGUCCAAAAAGCCAAGACGGUUGUCGUUCCGUUUGUUCACCGCGCCGUCGAUGCGUCUUCGGGCUUUUACAACAGCAAGGUUCGUCCCCAUCUCGAAUCAGCAGCGUCAAAAAUCCUCACGGCUGCUGAAAAUCAAGCUCAGCCCCAAUUAGCCAAGCUCCAGCCCCAUUUGGCCGCUGCGUUUUCCAAAGCUCAAGAGUUGAAGUCAAAGUUCGUCGACCCUGCUUUCCAGAAGAGCCUCAAGUAUCACGAGCAGUAUGGUAAGCCGGCUUUGGAUCGAGCAGAUGCCUUUGUUCAGACCAAGGUUCGUCCUCAUGUCAACCAGGCUGCAGCAAUUGGUGCUCACCAUGGCCAACUUUACUGGGCUGUAUUCCGUAAGUGGUUUCAUGAGCAUGUGGUACUGUCUGUCCUAAGAUUCUAUUCCCAGACCGUGCUUCCUUCCAUCGAUAAAAUUCGUGAUCGCUUGAAUUCUCGUACUGAGAAUGCUGCGCAGCAAGUUGCCGGCAUCUCGAUCGAGCCGUUCGCCCAAGAAGCAACACCGGAGCCUCCUGUACCCACCAGCUUGGAUGCAGAAGUGACUCCUGCCUUGGAGGUCGAGUUUGGAGUCCCAGAACCUAUGUCUGUGGUUGAAGAACCAGCAGCCCCUAAGUCUACUUUUGUCGAGCACGAAAUUCCUCCUGUCGAGGUGCAUAUGCCAGAUAUCCCAGCCGCCCCUAAGGCUUCUGAGGAAACUUUGUACGAUGCCGACCAGGUUGCAUCUGCUCUUGAUUCUGCACCCGAACCCCCGACCAAGGAUAUUCCUGAAGAAGCUAUCGAGGAGUAUAUCGAGGAGCUAAAGGAGAAGGCCAAGUCUGAGUCUGAACCUGUCAUUGAGUUCAACACACCUGUCGAAGAGCCUAAAGUUGAAACUAAGGCCGACCCGGCAAAGCGUGUGGUGCGCCCCAGCAAGGUCAGCAAUAAACCCGGUAAGCCUGUCCCACAUCCUAGUAAUGUUAACGAUAAGCCCGUUAAGCCUGUCGCAGAGCCUAGCAAGAUCAACUUUGAAGCCAAAGCUUCUACCGAGAAAAUCAAGCUUUCUUGGGCAGCCCGAGUUGAUCGCACUGCUCAGAGCGCCCUGAAAACCCUCCAAAAGGACGUCGAGGCUUCUUGCAAGGAGAUUCUUGCUUCAUCAAAACCCCAAUUCGUAAAGCUUUUGCGGGAAAUUUCUCAGUACGGUGAAAGUAAAGUCGAAGAACUUACCAAGAUUGUCGAUGACGUUGAGAACGAUGAGACCGUUUACGAAGACGAUAAUAUCGUCAACGAGUUUACUCUUGCUGCUGAUCAUAUCAAUGAGCUUAGCAACGACGUCCGUGGGCAAGCUUUGACAGUAGCUGAGAAGGCCCUAGAGCGCACUGAGGAGCUUCGUAAACAAACUCUGGAGGCUCUCGAUGAUUUCUUUGAUGUAAUUCUACUUGAAGCAGGUCGUCAAAGUGUUGACGAUGAAGAGGAUGAGUUUGCAAAAUGGAAAGAGUACCAUCAGCUCAAAGAGCAUUUGAACUCUGUUCGUUCCGGAAUCGAGGCUCAUGACAUUGAUAUGGAGGUCAUUAAUGCUUCCCUAAGAGAGCCGCAGCAGGCUGCGAUUCUUAUGGCUCAAGAAUUUAUGAACCAUGUCAACUCUCUUCGGGCGAAAACUCAAUUCCUUGUACAGCAGCGCCUCUUGCAAAAGCGAAGCGCUGAAGAGGAAUCCGAGGAUAAACCUGAGUCUUCUUCUAUUUCUGCGCAAGAGGUUUCGGCAACCCCUAAAGUAGCUGAGUCCACUCUGGAGGCUGAGCCUACUCCCAAUACCACUAGUGAGGUUGUUAUUCCUGCUGCUGCCUCCCCUGAGGACGUUGAUGAGACUGGCGCAGAGGACUUGGAGGAGGAGUAUGUGGAAACUGUCAUUUCAACCAGGUUUCACACUCAAACUAUUGUGAAAGAGGUCGAGCUUCCUGAGACUGAGGUUCCUGAGGUUCCUGAGGUUGUCAUUCAGACGAUGCCGAUCAAAUCCGAUCCUGAGGAGGCUGGAGCCCCGGAGGCUGUCAUUCAGACGGUGCCGAUUGAAACCGAUCCUGAGGAGCCAGAGAUCCCGGAGGCUGUCAUUCAGACGGUUCCCAUCGACAUCCCUCAAGCAAAGACCGGGUCUGAACCAUCUGCCACCGCGAGCCCUCAAAAGGCAGAGACAUUUUCUGAGCCCGAGGUAGUUAUUCAGACUGUUCCGAUUGUUGCUGAUCCGGAAGAAGUCGAGGCUUCUAGCUCAAAGGCGGUAAUCCAGACUGCUCCUAUCGAGGUCGACUCUGAGGAUGUUGUUCAAACGACCACCUCAGAGACCGAACCCCAGUCGGCUAUCCAAACUGUGUCGUCUCAGAGUGAGUCUUCCUCGGCGCCUUCUGUUAGCUCAGUCUCCAGUCAAGAAGAGCCCCAGCCUGUUUCUUCAGCGGAGCCUGUCGAGACCGUUUGGGAGGAUAAAACCCCGCCUUUCCAGUACGUUGGAACGGAGGUAGAGGACCCAGUCACUGUCUAUGAGACUCAGGUGGUUACCAAAGUAGUCCAUGACGAUCUUUAA